AUGGAAGAGUGUCGAUUCGAAGGAUUUACCAGUGGGAACGAUAUAGUCACGAAACAUGCAGACCGUUGGCGCAAACUAAGCUUUGGUGUGGCCGUUCUUGACCACUUGACGAAUGGAGGCAUUCCAAUGCGAGGGAUAUUCGAGUUGGCUGGAGAUCCAGGCUCCGGUAAGACACAGAUAGCACUAAAAAUAGCGCUAGAAGCCCAGCGCCAAGCUCCGAAUCAUUCCGUGGUAUACAUUUGCACCGAGCACAUGUUUCCCUCCAAAAGGCUGAUGCAGAUGGAAAUGGAAUGUAAGCGAUCGAAUGCGAACGAUCAACUGGUGCAGCUUCGCAAUUUUGCAGACCAUAUUCUCGUAGAACACAUACGCUGUGUGACUACCUUGACGGCCUGUUUGUACGAUCGGUUGCCGAAACUAUUGCAGAAAACGCCUAUCAGUAUUCUCAUAAUCGAUUCAAUUACGAAUCCGUUUUUGGAGGAGAAAGAUUACGUUUCUCGUGCGGGUACAUUCCGCACGAUAGUGCAUCGUUUGCAGCAAUUGCAGGAGCGAUACAACUUUGCACUAUUCGUCACGAACCAGGUACGAUCGGUGAUCGAUUCGGCAACGCUUGAAGAUGAACGCAUCAUUCCUGCGCUUGGGCUAGCGUGGGGCUCUCUGGUGCACACAAGGUUGCAGCUCUUUCGAAUAGCAAACUCCAACGAAAGGCGAUGUUCGGUGGUGUUCGGUCCUUCGUUGAUCCCCACGUACGGAUAUUUUGGAAUUGACGCGUCUGGUCCGAUUGACUUAAAGGAAUAG
This is a messenger RNA of Anopheles nili, 795 nucleotides long. RefSeq names its product DNA repair protein XRCC3. The record is from RefSeq and is a predicted model, not a curated record. Gene Ontology annotation, cellular component: replication fork; Rad51C-XRCC3 complex. Lineage: Eukaryota; Metazoa; Arthropoda; Insecta; Diptera; Culicidae. The transcript is spliced from 3 exons. Gene Ontology annotation, biological process: double-strand break repair via synthesis-dependent strand annealing; t-circle formation; telomere maintenance via recombination. Gene Ontology annotation, molecular function: ATP-dependent DNA damage sensor activity; four-way junction DNA binding; ATP binding. The coding region runs from base 1 to 795 and encodes 264 amino acids.